UCUCGGAACCACAUUAUGUGUAUAGCGAGUCGACAACAUACACAACACCGACGAUAAAAGAAAAAACUACACUUUGAACACCACCUUAUUCUAUGUCAAUAUCACACGAAAUUAUAUCGUCACUCAAGCCAAGAGGAAACCACGAUAUUGUUUAACUAAAACUACCGUGACAAACGCGAAAUAAUUUACAGUCAGCAUGGCUCCGACAUAGCACCAGGAUUGGGCCACGAAUCUAUUGAUCCACGUGUGGGACUGGACACAAAGGCAAUGUCUUCCAUCCUUACCGAUUCGAACUUGAGCCUUGCUUUCCAUAGUAACCAUGACAUCAGCAGGAAGCAAGCUGUGGCAGACCCUCCAGACGUUCCCACUGGAAUGUGGUCUCGGAUACAACACGAUCCGAUCUACAGACAAAAAUUCAUCAACACUUUGUGUUUAUAUGCCUCGUUUCUUGGCAUGAGCUUUGCCAAAGGCCAAAUUGGACCCUCUUUCCUUGACCUACAAGCUAUCAGUGGAGUAGGCCUAAAAGGGGGAUCUGGUAUGCUGACCACAAUGUACAUAGGCUAUAUGGCUGGAGCCAUACUAGGCGGGAUUCUGUACGACAAAUUCAAACGAUCACUCUUAUUGGCCUUCGCCAAGUUUAUAUUAGCUUGUGCUUUAGUGGCCAUACCCUGGUGUUCAAUGUAUUGGCUGAUGGUAAUGGCUUUCUUCUUCCUAGGAGCAACAGUAGGCGCUACCGACGCUAUUUGCAAUGCUGAAAUACAGUUUAUAUGGGGCAAAGAUGGCAGACGUUUCAUGCAGUGUUUACACUUUAUGUAUUCGUUUGGUGUAGCCCUGACGCCCCUCAUUACGAUCGCAUUCCUAGAGGAGGCUCCGGACUCUGUAACGUCAGAAGGACAGUCAAUAUUUCCUCAUCUACAUAAUAACACUGUGCUUAAUUCCACAACAAUCCUUAAUAUAUCUGGAGAAGUGUUUAUAUCUCAUCAAAGCAACACAUCUCAAAAUGGAAGCAGUAUGCCUAAUAAAGAUACUGAAUAUGAAAGAAGUCCUGAAUUAUAUAAAGCAUAUAUAAUAACGAGCUGUGUAAUAAUGACUGUCUUUGUAAUGCAACUAAGCUUUUUCUUUCGUUAUGAUAGAAAAAAAACCACAAUAACAAAGAAAGAAACAGAAAGUGUGACUACAACGAAAUCAAGGCUGCCGUUGUCUAUAAAGAUACAAGCAAUUCUCAACAUGGCAGGUAUUUUGGCACUAAUAUGCGGAAUAGACGAUACACUUGUGUCAUUUUUAGCUACAUUUUGUGUCAAAGAAUUUGGAUGGACUAAAACCGAAGGAUCCUUGCUAACUUCCCUAACCUGUUUCAUCGUUGUGAUUGGAAGGUUCCUUGCAAUCUUUUUGGUUGGUGUUAUGUCACCGGUAACACUAGUAGGACUUCAUAGUGUCAUGACGGCCCUUGUUUUUAUGGGAACUUAUAUAUGUGUUUUGUUUAAAUCUAAUAUAGGCCUCUGGAUAGUAAUGCCAAUAUUCGGUUAUGCCAAAGCUCCGAUUUUCGCGUGUAUCUUUACCUGGACCGAUGAGGUUUUUGUUCCAGUUACAGGAAGAGUUUCGUCCAUGUUUUUUAUCGUUAUCACCGCAAGUAUGGCGCUUAACCCACUGAUCCUUGGCUUUCUCAUGGAAAACUUCUCCAACGUGUGGUUCUGUUACCUCUUCUUUGGUGAAAGUGUACUUCUCGUAUUGUUGUUCUUUACAGCUUUGCUUCUGACAAGACGGGUAAAACGAUUAUACGGUACAAACCACGACACAAUGGCGAUUGAAGUGAAAGUAGCUGAAACUCUUUUAGAAAAAAGGCCUGAUAUUACAAGUCAAUAACAUAUCAGGUAUCUCAAGUUUUAUGUGUCAAAUUACAUUAUUGAGAAAGAAAUGUGUUUCUCACAAAACAUUGUAGGUAGAUAUAGAUCACUCAUGAGUGGUGCAAACAUAUAAAUGUUAACCCGAGGGUCAAUUAAGCAUUAAGUUUUUUUCCAGUAACUUAACUUAAGCAUCUUUGCCCGACGGUUCAGAUUCCACUGUCGGCAUCAUCAAGGAGUGAUUGGCCUAGCUUUCUCACAUACUGAUCGAAUGUAAAAUAUGUUGUUAAGGUGGAGGCAAUGUACGUGCUAUUAUCGAAAUCGAUGAAAUGAGUGCAAAACAUUGAUGACGCUGGUUACUCCACCUAAAAUGGUGACACGAUAUAGCGACGCUUUUAGGAUAAUAGCGCGUGUGUGCUGUCUCCCCCUAGAUAACUUUUCUUUCCUAACAAAACCGAGGAUGCAUUUGUGAUAUGUGAGAGAUCAACCUGUCUUGACAUACCCAGGGAAAACAGUUCAAACGCGUUUUUAUGCUGAAACGUCACCACCGCGUCAUCAAUUUAUGCAGCGUAACAUGUCCAAGGAUAACUUUAGCAGUAAACUUUGCCGAGAUCUAAACUUCAAAACUCGUACCCUGGGGGUACAAUUUCUUUGUCCACAUCAUACAGGAAUGAUGUAUGUUAUUAAUGUUUCCGAGAAUGCACCUGUGCAGUGUGGGAGAAUAGAUGUUAUUUGUAUUGAUUUUGAUUUCCGAUCUUAUACUUAAGAUGCUAUGGCUUAUAUUUCAUUCUAUAUGUGAAGGAACAAUAUAGACGCCAAGGGAUUUGUUAAGAUAUCAAGACAGUUUACAAUGUGUUCGGUAUUGAGGGGGGAAAGUGAGGAAAAAGGGUAAAGUCUUUAAAAUUUUGAUGAUCGACCAGAAGAAAUAAAAUUA
This is a messenger RNA of Mizuhopecten yessoensis (Yesso scallop), 2775 nucleotides long. RefSeq names its product sodium-dependent glucose transporter 1A-like. The transcript is spliced from 4 exons. NCBI's taxonomy places the organism in Eukaryota, Metazoa, Mollusca, Bivalvia, Pectinida, Pectinidae. The record is from RefSeq and is a predicted model, not a curated record. Gene Ontology annotation, biological process: transmembrane transport. The coding region runs from base 268 to 1863 and encodes 531 amino acids.